Ciona intestinalis (vase tunicate) is the source of this 891-nucleotide messenger RNA. RefSeq lists its product as uncharacterized. The record is from RefSeq and is a predicted model, not a curated record. Lineage: Eukaryota; Metazoa; Chordata; Ascidiacea; Phlebobranchia; Cionidae.
AUGGAUAAUUUAAACCUAAAUGAAGUAAAGCACAUCGCUAAUAUUUCAAAAGCACGUGGACAGCAGCUACUAGCGCGUCAUUUGCGCCUCCUGGAUGUUAACUUUAACGAGGAUCUUCGUUCCGGAGCUCUUGUGGAUUAUUAUUACGAUGUUUUACAAUUUGCUACAAACCGUGGAAUGCCUUGGAGAGAAGUUGCUCAAAGCUUAAAGUUCGCUGAAGGUUUUUUCCAAGUUUUCAUCAACGCGUCGCUCGUGAAGUCGAUCGCUGCUUUACAUUCGUUGUCGCUCGACUUCACAGCUAACGGGCGCAUGGGGUUGGAAAAUAUGAAGCUGCUGAUUCAGUAUCUAACCAACACUGUGCUCGCUAAUUUCAACCUUUACAAGUUUGUGUUUGGUGAAUAUCGGGAUGAAGAUAGAAAGAAGGCGCAUCUUAAAGUUGAAGUGUCUCAGCCUUGCAUGGAACUUAGGGAGGCACAGACUUUGGAGGUUUGGAGGUAUGAGCACCGUCUGAAUGACAUUAAAAUCGAGGAGGAGCAAAAGUUCGCCAUCCUCCAGAUGGAAGAAGAUCAAAUGAUAAAGAGAGCUUGCGACAAGGAGGCGAGAAUUGACGAGAAAUUAUCGGAGCAGGAAAAGUUAUUGGAUGUUGAUGUUAAAAUCGCUGAAGCGUUAAUUUCCACGCUGACAGCAAACAAAGUUGAGAUUGCUGCGGAAGACAUCGGGAUCGAGAUGAAAAAGAUGAAGACCACAGCUGAGAUCGCGGCAUCCAUACAAGCGGUCCCUCUUCCUUCAUCCAUGGAGAAACCUCUGCAAAAAAUCCCGAAACCAAAAUCCCCGGGAGCUUCAAGGAAAUCUUCCGGCAAGUCGACAUCAUCCAAGAAAAAAAGAAAAUAA